Messenger RNA from Dujonia railenensis, 1611 nucleotides. The record is from the annotation of a GenBank genome assembly. NCBI's taxonomy places the organism in Eukaryota, Fungi, Ascomycota, Pichiomycetes, Serinales, Debaryomycetaceae.
AUGGCCAGUGUAAUAGAGACUGAAAGGUCUAUUUUAGAAGAACUUGAGGUCAUUGAAAAUGCAUUAUCUAAGAGAUUUAAGCGGAACCCAAAUCUCUUACCACUGUCUGCGCUUGCGCCUGUAAAGUUGAUGCAAACCGGUAGCACACUGAAGAAGAGGCCCUUUAGAGAAGUUAUUUUACAACAACAUGAGGUAAAAUUUUUCGUGGAGAGAUACAAGGAACUUGCCAGUAGCAUAAUAAACAGUGGGAAGGAGAAAGUUCUAGAUGAACAACUUGUAAAGUUGAGAGAUCCGUCACAUAAUUUCCAGGAGUUUGAUAAGAUGUUUGCAAGCAUCAAAGAGCAACAUGACUUAUAUGACAAUCAGCAGCAACUCCAUAAUAGGAACCUACCAGUGGUAACUGACGAUGUGGCUCAUAUGUAUGAAAUGUUUUCAAGUAGGCCUGAUGACAACGACUCUAUAGUGAAAAGAGCUAAGAGAAAGCACAUACUAAGUAAGGCGGCAUCGCAUAUUGAUUUAAGAUCUACCUUUUCUGAAGAGGAGGAGUAUGGAAAAUCAUUAUAUUUGGUUCCUUUCUUCGAAACCUACAAGAAUCUUGUUGAGAAUUCUACAAUAAGUUAUGUAGAGUACUUAUCGUUGUAUGACGUCGUUCCGUAUUCAGCGAUAUCUAAUCGUAAAUUAUAUGCCAAAUACCUCGAUGAAUUGCUAGCAUACCAAUUGGAUUUCAUACGAAGGAGUAGACCAUUCGAAGAUAUCGUAUUAUCUGAAAUUCAAAAUAUAAAAAUUGAAACUGCUGGUGUAGAAGCAACUGACUCGAAAGUUGAGGCUGUUGCUGAUGGAUCGACCAACGAAAAGGGUGAAAUCUUCUGUCUAGCUUGUGACAAAUGGUUUGCUAAGGAGUCUGUGUAUAAAGGACAUCUUACUGGUAAAAAGCAUAUUAAGAAUCUGAAAAGAAGUACCGAAGAACUGUCCCAGGAAGGACCAUCCCAGGAGAAGUCUGUUUCUUUGACUGAACAGAAAAUUAGGUUCCUUGGAAAGUAUCUCAAAAGGGAGAGGGAAUGUGCGAUUAAUUCGGUGGAACGUAAAGCAAAUUCCACUGAGAGAGAGCGUUUGCUCGAAAUAGCUGCUGCUCGGGAUGAGGAAUCCCAAUUAACAGAUAUAGAAUCGGGAAACGAUUCCAAUUCAGACAAUGAUAGCGGUGCUAACUCUGACGAUGAUGAUGAUGAUGCCAACGGAUUCAAGAACUUACCUGUCGGCGCGGAUGGUCAGCCAAUGCCAUUUUGGUUGUAUAAGCUUCAAGGUUAUCACAAAUCGUAUAAUUGUGAAGUGUGUGGGGACAUCACAUAUAAAGGUAGAGUUGUUUUCAGUAAGCAUUUCACUGGACUUAAACAUCAACAAGGACUAAAAAUGCUAGGGGUUAAUGAUGAAUCACUACCAUUGUUCAAGAACAUAACGAAAAUUGAUGAAGCAAUUGAACUUUGGAGAAGGAUUAAAAGAACUACAAGAAUCAGAGAAGGUGACACUGAAAACGCAAUAGAAGUGGAAGAUGCAGAUGGUAAUGUAAUGAGUAAAAAAGAUUACGAAGAGUUGAAAAGACAAGGUUUACUUUAG